GAGGGGGCGGAGAGGAGAGGGAGACGGCAGCCCGCCCCUGCGUGCCUCUGCGCGGGAAGGAAGGGUUUUGGCGGGUUCGGCGGGAACGGGCGGACGGCAGGAGCGCGCCCGGCCGUGCGGACCGCUCGAGUCGCCUCCCACCCGCCAUGCCGGCCGCGGAGGAGCCGUCGAGCGGCCUGGAGGGCGGCGAGCCGCAGUACCUGCAGCAGGUCCGGCACAUCCUGCAGCACGGCCACCGAAAGGAGGACCGCACGGGCACCGGCACCAUCUCCGUCUUCGGCAUGCAGGCGCGGUACAGUCUGAGAGAUCAGUUCCCACUGCUGACAACAAAGAGAGUGUUCUGGAAAGGAGUGCUGGAGGAGCUGCUGUGGUUUAUCAAGGGUUCUACAAAUGCCAAAGAGCUCUCUGCAAAAGGUGUGAAGAUUUGGGAUGCCAAUGGAUCACGUGAGUUCCUGGAUAAGCAGGGGUUUUGCACCAGAGAAGAGGGGGACUUGGGACCAGUUUAUGGUUUUCAGUGGAGGCACUUUGGAGCAGAAUACAAAGACAUGCACGCAGAUUAUUCCAACCAAGGAGUUGAUCAGUUACAAAAAGUGAUUGAGAUGAUCAAAACCAAUCCAGAUGACAGAAGAAUCAUCAUGUGUGCUUGGAAUCCCAAAGAUAUUUCUCUGAUGGCCUUGCCACCUUGCCAUGCUCUUUGCCAGUUCUAUGUUCUAAAUGGCGAACUGUCUUGCCAACUGUACCAGAGGUCUGGAGAUAUGGGACUAGGAGUGCCUUUCAAUAUUGCCAGCUAUUCACUGCUCACAUACAUGAUAGCCCAUGUCACAGGGCUGAAGCCUGGAGAAUUCAUCCACACCUUAGGAGAUGCUCACAUAUAUCUGAAUCACGUGGAGCCUCUAAAAGUUCAACUUCAAAGGGAGCCCAGACCUUUACCUAAACUCAAAAUCCUUCGUAAGGUUGAAGACAUCAGUGACUUUAAGGCAGAAGACUUUCAGAUUGAAGAUUAUAACCCUCAUCCACCUAUUAAGAUGGAGAUGGCUGUUUAAUGCUAUUAAACAUCU
Lagopus muta (rock ptarmigan) is the source of this 1058-nucleotide messenger RNA. It is a transcript of the gene TYMS, whose product is annotated as thymidylate synthetase. The coding region runs from base 147 to 1043 and encodes 298 amino acids. The transcript has 7 exons. Gene Ontology annotation, molecular function: thymidylate synthase activity. The record is from RefSeq and is a predicted model, not a curated record. Gene Ontology annotation, cellular component: mitochondrion; cytosol. Lineage: Eukaryota; Metazoa; Chordata; Aves; Galliformes; Phasianidae. Gene Ontology annotation, biological process: dTMP biosynthetic process.